CCGGGCGUGUCAAUUUUCCUCAGAGCGGCAAUAUAGGCUCAUCCCCAAGAUUAAGAUGUGCUAUAAAAAAUUGUAUCCCAUUCAUAAAUGCUUCUCAAAUGUUAUUAGUUCCUGGAAAGCCAAGUCCAUACAUACAAUCUCCAGAAACGGCUCAAUCAAUCUACUUGUUUCAUUCCACAACACCCAAGAGCUUGAGCUACUCUUGCAAGCUUUUUCUGAUCCUUCCAAUUUCCUACAAGCCAAACAAAUUCAUGCCCAGUCCAUUCUUCAUGGCAUCACCAACAGUGGCCUGCUGGGAGCGAGGAUUUUGGGCAUGUAUGUUCUUUGCGAUAAUUUCGCAGAUGCUAAGAAAAUGUUUUAUCAGCUUGAAUUAUACUUUGCCAUGCCCUGGAAUUGGAUGAUCAGAGGGUUUAAUAAAUUGGGUCGCUCUGAUUUUGCUUUGUUGUUUUACUUUAAAAUGUUAGGGUGUGGAGUUUGUCCUGAUAAGUAUACUUUUCCUCCGGUGAUUAAGGCUUGUGGUGGUUUGAAUAAUGUGAGAUUGGGUAAGAUGGUUCAUGACACGAUGUUUUUGAUGGGUUUUAGUGUAGAUGAGUUUGUGGGUAGUUCAUUGAUAAAGUUGUAUGCAGAGAAUGGUUGUAUAGAAGAUGCACGCUGUUUGUUUGGUAAAAUGCCUCAUAAAGAUUGUGUUUUGUGGAAUGUGAUGCUUAACGGUUUUGUGAAAUGUGGGGAAUCGAAUAGUGCUAUACUGGUGUUUGAGGAAAUGAGAAACUGUGAAACUAAGCCCAAUUCAACUACAUUUGCUUCUGUUCUUUCCGUCUGUGCUUCAGAGGCAAUGCUUCAAUUUGGUACUCAGCUUCAUGGGCUUGUUGUCAGUUGUGGGUUUCAGUUUGAUCCUCGAGUCGCCAACACACUUGUGGCUAUGUACUCUAAAUGUGGGCAGUUAUUUGAUGCACGUAAAUUGUUUAGAACGAUGCCUGAGACUAGUGUUGUGACUUGGAAUGGGAUGAUUGCUGGGCAUGUACAAAAUGGGUUUAUGAACGAGGCCUCGCAUUUGUUCUCUGAGAUGAUAGCUGCUGGUGUUAAACCCGACUCUAUUACAUUAGCUAGUUUCCUCCCAUCAAUUAUUGAAUCAGCAAGUCUCAGGCAAGGUAAGGAAAUUCAUGGUUAUAUGGUGAGACAUGAUGUAACUUUAGAUCUGUUCUUGAAGAGCGCACUUAUUGACAUAUACUUUAAGUGCCGGGAUGUGGAGAUGGCUUGCAAGAUUUUUAAUCAAAAUACCGUAAUUGAUAUCGUAGUCUGCACAGCCAUGAUUUCAGGCUAUGUGCUCAAUGGGUUGAACAAUGAUGCUUUAGAUAUUUUUAGGUGGUUACUGCAAGAGAAAAUGUGUCCAAAUGCUGUAACUUUGGCAAGUAUUUUACCUGCUUGUGCUGGUUUGGCUACUCUAAAAUUGGGGAAAGAAUUGCAUGCUUACGUCCUCAAGGGUGGGCUUGAUGGGAAGUGUCAUGUGGGAAGUGCAGUUGUGGACAUGUAUGCAAAAUGUGGAAAGCUGGAUCUUGCACAUCAGGUUUUUAGUAGAAUGUCUGAAAAGGAUGUUAUUUGUUGGAAUGCAAUAAUAACAAAUUGUUCUCAGAAUGGCAAACCACAGGAGGCCAUUCAUCUUUUUCGUCAAAUGGGGAUGCAAGGUAUGAAUUAUGAUUGUGUGGGUAUAUCAGCUGCCCUUUCUGCUUGUGCAAACUUACCAGCACUCUGUUAUGGGAAAGAGAUUCAUGGUUUCAUGAUCAAAGGUGCAUUGAACUUUGAUCUUUUUUCUGUGAGUGCACUAAUAGACAUGUAUGGGAAAUGUGGAAACUUAAGUACUGCUCGUCAUGUGUUUGACAUGAUGCAAGAGAAGAAUGAAGUUUCGUGGAACAGUAUCAUUGCUGCUUAUGGGAGCCAUGGUCACCUUGAGGAAUCUCUUGCCUUGUUCCAUAAAAUGUUGCAAGAUGGAAUUCAACCUGAUAAUGUAACCUUUCUUACUAUAUUGUCUGCUUGUGGACAUGCUGGCCAAGUUGAUAAAGGAAUUCAAUACUUCAGAUGCAUGACUGAGGAAUAUGGUAUCCCAGCUCAGAUGGAGCAUUAUGCUUGCAUGGUAGAUUUGUUUGGCCGUGCCGGCCGUUUGAAUGAAGCAUUUGAAACCAUAAAAAGCAUGCCAUUCUCACCUGAUGAAGGUGCUUGGGGGACAUUGUUGGGAGCCUGUCGACUCCAUGGCAAUUCUGAGCUUGCUGAAGUGGCUUCAGGACAUCUACUUGACUUGGACCCAGAAAAUUCUGGUGGCUAUGUACUGCUUUCAAAUGUACAUGCCAAUGCUGGACAAUGGGGAAAUGUACGCAAGAUACGAAGUUUAAUGAAAGAACGAGGAGUUCAGAAGGUACCUGGGUACAGCUGGAUUGAGGUCAACAACAUCACUCAUAUGUUUGUUGUUGCAGAUGGAAGUCACCCCCAGUCUGCUCUUAUCUAUUCAUUGCUGAACAAUCUUCUUUUAGAGCUGAGGAAAGAGGGUUAUGUUCCUCAAACUUGCAUUCCAAUGCAUCCACAAACUUUCGGUUUGUCAUAAUUGGGAUUUUUUUAUCAUGUUUUGCAAUUGUGGAAACUUGGAGGAGAGAGACAUAUUUUGGCAUAUGAACCAUGAUUUUUAUGCAGGCAUGGAGUCUUCCAAGGAAGUAGAAACAUCAUUGGUGAACUUGAUUACAAGAAAAGAGAAUUAGAAAAUUGAAUAUAAAAUUGGCUGGCAAAGAUACAGAUGUUAAGAGGAAGGCAUGAGGAGAGACGAGAUGUUCAGUGUUGAACAAUAAAACUAGUAUGAAUGAAUUAUGAGUUGAAGGACUUACAUCAAGGUAACAGUAAGAAGACUCAAAAUGUGCAAUAAAGCCAUGUGGUUUUGAUGAUGUUAAAAGGAGUGAAAGCAUUGUUCGCAUAAAAGAGGAAUAUGCUGAUGGUAAAAACUUACCGGAAAUGUUGGGAAAGAACAUUUAAGUGGAGGAAGUUGAUAUGAGAGAUGAUAUUUUGUUGGCAUUGUCACAAAUCAUCUCCAAAUUGAUGAAAAUGUGGAUAAAAAGGAUUAAUAAGUUUCCUUGAUUAUGGUGGUGGUGAUUUGCAAGUGGAAAUAGGUGCCUUUAAAAAUUUCAAGGAAUGCAAUGGUGGCAGGCAAUGAGCUCCAAGAAUGGAAGAGGGUCAUAAUUUUUGUUGUCUGCAACUAAGUUCGUAACUAUGUGAUAGUAUGACAUCUAUAACUCAUGGUACUCAGGGUUGUAAUUUUUGUUGUUUGCAGCUAAGUUCGUAACUCAAGGUAAUUCUAUUUAAAUUUCAGUGUUACAUUUCUUUGUGUUGCUAUGAUAUUUAUAAUUCUCUGUGAUGAUGAUCUAACCAUAUUUUUAAUGCUUUCAGUCUUUACUGUCUAUUGCUCUUAAAUUUAUUUCAUCCAGAUUUAAAAUAAUAAUAAUAAUAACAGAACGGAGAAGUGGAAGACUGAAGAUGCAAUGAAAUAGACAUGGAUAGUCUGUCUGUGGACUCACUGCCACCACAUCAAUUGCAAAAAACCCUAGCAAAAUGUUCGGGAAAAGAAAAGAAACCAGAUAAGAAGCUGAGUAUGUCCUAAUAAUAACAGAAAAAAAAAGUUAAUGCACUCCUUCCAGUAUAGCAAUAUUGACAUGGUUUCCAAAAUGCACAAUUCUCAGGCACUAGUAGUCGGUCUAAAUGAUGAAGCAAGUACUCAUGUGUUUCUUAAAUGAUAAUAGAAUAAGCAGUCAGCAUUUUUUUUCCCUAGCUUAUUUAGGUUUAUCUAUGU
This is a messenger RNA of Hevea brasiliensis (rubber tree), 3823 nucleotides long. Its product is annotated as pentatricopeptide repeat-containing protein At4g21300. NCBI's taxonomy places the organism in Eukaryota, Viridiplantae, Streptophyta, Magnoliopsida, Malpighiales, Euphorbiaceae. Bases 56 to 2593 code for a protein of 845 amino acids. Gene Ontology annotation, biological process: RNA modification. The record is from RefSeq and is a predicted model, not a curated record. The transcript is spliced from 3 exons. Gene Ontology annotation, molecular function: RNA binding; protein binding.